CGCCGCCCAGGACCGCCGGCCGGGGGACGAGUUCGGGGCAGUAGCCAGGAGUCUCCUAACCACGAAAUCUCUCAGAACUGGGCGAAAACAGCAUUGUUGCUGGAGUACCCUCUUUCAGGUAGAACUUUAGACUUCAUAGCACUGAAUUAACCUGCACUGAAAGCUGUUUACCUGCAGUUGUUCACUUUUGUUGAGAGUGACCAUGUCUCAAGUUCAAGUGCAAGUUCAGAACCCAUCUGCUACUCUCUCAGGGAGUCAAAUACUGAACAAGAACCAGUCUCUUCUCUCACAGCCUCUGAUGAGUAUCCCUUCUACUGCUAGCUCUCUGCCCUCUGAACAUGCAGGUAGACCUAUCCAAAACUCUGCUUUGCCCUCUGCAUCUGUUACAUCCUCCAGUGCAGCUGCAGAAAGCGUAACUCCUUCCGUUGAGCUAAAUGCGCUGUGCAUGAAACUGGGAAAAAGACAGAUGUAUAAGCCUGUGGAUCCUUACUCGAGGAUGCAGUCCACCUACAACUACACAGUGAGAGGAGGUGCUUAUCCCCCGAGGUACUUUUAUCCAUUUCCAGUUCCACCUUUACUUUAUCAAGUUGAACUUUCUGUGGGAGGACAGCAAUUUAACGGGAAAGGAAAGACAAGACAGGCUGCAAAACAUGAUGCUGCUGCCAAAGCCUUGAGGAUCCUGCAGAGUGAGCCCCCACCUGAAAGGCUGGAGAUGAAUGGAAGAGAAUCAGAAGAAGAAAAUCUCAAUAAAUCUGAAAUAAGUCAAGUAUUUGAGAUUGCACUCAAACGGAACUUGCCUGUGAAUUUCGAGUCUUUCCCUCUGACACAGGUGGCCCGGGAGAGUGGCCCGCCCCACAUGAAGACCUUUGUGACCAGGGUUUCGGUUGGGGAGUUUGUAGGGGAAGGUGAGGGGAAGAGCAAAAAGAUUUCAAAGAAGAACGCAGCCAGAGCUGUGCUGGAGGAGCUGAAGAAGCUGCCGCCUUUGCCUGCAGUGGAGCGAGUGAAGCCUAGAAUCAAAAAGAAAACCAAACCCCCAGGCAAGUUACAGACAGGCCCUGAGUACGGCCAGGGGAUGAAUCCGAUCAGCAGACUGGCCCAGAUCCAGCAGGCCAAGAAGGAGAGGGAGCCAGAGUACACGCUCCUCAUGGAGCGAGGCCUCCCGCGCCGCAGGGAGUUCGUCAUACAGGUGAAGGUUGGGAACCACACUGCAGAAGGAACAGGCACCAACAAGAAAGUGGCCAAACGCAAUGCUGCUGAGAACAUGCUGGAGAUCCUGGGGUUCAAAGUUCCGCAGACUCAGCCCGCUAAGCCAGCACUCAAGUCAGAGGAGAAGACACCAGUAAAGAAAGCAGGGGAUGGAAGAAAAGUCACCUUCUUUGAACCUGGCUCUGGCGAUGAAAAUGGAACUAGCAAUAAAGAGGAUGAGUUCAGGAUGCCUUACCUUAGCCACCAGCAGCUGCCUGCUGGCAUUCUCCCCAUGGUGCCCGAGGUUGCCCAAGCUGUUGGAGUCAGUCAAGGACAUCACGCCAAAGAUUUCACCAGGGCAGCUCCAAAUCCUGCCAAGGCCACGGUAACUGCCAUGAUAGCCCGAGAAUUGUUGUACGGGGGCACCUCGCCCACCGCCGAGACCAUUUUAAAGAAUAACGUCUCUUCAGGCCACGUACCCCAGGGACCUCUCACGAGACCCUCUGAACAGCUGGACUAUCUUUCCCACGUCCAGGGAUUCCAGGUUGAAUACAAAGACUUCCCCAAAAACAACAAGAACGAAUUCGUAUCUCUUAUCAAUUGCUCCUCUCAGCCUCCUCUGAUCAGCCAUGGUAUCGGCAAGGACGUGGAGUCCUGCCACGACAUGGCUGCUCUGAAUAUUUUAAAGUUGCUGUCUGAGUUGGACCAACAAAGUACAGAGAUGCCAAGAACGGGCAGCGGGCCAGCGUCACUGUGAGUGAGGGACUCACGGAGGGUGUGGGAGGCGCUGAGUCUUGUCUGACCAUGACCGUUAUAAAAUCCCAACAUACAUACUGAAAAUGCUGAAAACUGCUUUGAACAUUGGAAUUUCUGAUACCUCCAGUGGGCUGAGACGUGGUGGGCACACGUGGGCAACAAGAAUGAAGACGACGGAGGCCACCACACCGCUCUACAAACCUCUGUCCCCCAUAGGAACAGCUGUCGGUGGGGGAGGGGUCGGCCCAGCAGUUCUGGGCUGUAGGGACCUGUGUUCUUGAUUUUUUUUUUUUAUUUCCCCCUGUGUGAGGAAAGAAAAAGCAUGACUCCUCCUCCUGCUGGCUCAUUCAGAUACUUGGGACAACCCUGGACAGCAAUGCCAGAGGGAGGCCUGCCUUCGACUGGCCCCAGCGCUGAAAAUAACAGAGGAAGUCAAAUACUUGCUACUUAGUGUGACCCAGCUCACCUGGUCCCCACGCCUGCCCACCGCUUUCUCUCCCAACAGUGAUGCCUACUCUUAGUUUCCUUAUUUCCUUUAAUUGAUACAACACUAUAUAAACUUUUCAUUUGAGACUUUCUCAAUUGUAUCUAGUUAUAUAGCACCACUUAGAAACGUGUCCGAGACUGACGUUAUCAGUAGUCUAACCGGCGAAGAUCACAACCUGUGUGUGUGGUUAUGCAUUUUUAUUUUGUCAGACUAACCCAGGACCAUGUUGUGAUGCUAACUGCGUGCCCUCUGGUUUAGCUGGAACAGUCCCGGACUUCUUUCUCAGAGUCCUUGGUGAAGUCUCCCACCGUGUAUAAAUUGGACAACUUAGGAAUUUUAAACUCUAGAUGAUCAUUUGGUCCUUUUCUAUUUUAUUUUUGUUAAUGCAACAGGACUUAAACAAAUGAACUUUGAUCUUUGUUUUAAGAUGAUUAUAAAAAUUGUGUCUGUCCAUACGGCUCUUGAGGAGGAAGCUGCCACGCUACAGGACGGAUAUGCUGGCCGUGCUGUGAGCUGCAGGCUUUUACCUGUGUGCUCCACACUGUCUACCACGUCCCGUGCAUGGAGGGCGACUGCUGUGUGAGCUGUGUCGCUCUGGUAGUGUGCUCUUGUAUGCAGAUGUGUGCGCGAGGUGAGGAGCACAGCAGGCAGCCUUGGAGUUCAGUACUGCUGCCACUCACUGUUUACGCUGGAAUGUAAGUAAAACUUAGUGUUUGUCACCAAUAAAUGGUAAUACUAAAUUUUUUUGUUAAUUUAUUUUCCAGUGCCACUACUGCUAAGGUCGAUCCCAUUCCAACUUGUCCCUUCCCAUUUUUUAAAAGACAAAAUUUGUAUUGCUUGUGAUUCCAUCUGGGCAAAAAUCUGAAGAUCUGAAAUAACUUUAUAUCAAACCAUUGAUCAAUAAACACUACUAAUGAAUUUUUGGAUCCUUUCGAGCAGUAACUAAAGAUAAAAGGGAUGAUGUGAGUGAGGAUGUGGGGGACUGGGCCAGCUCAGGACAGAUGGCUCACUGCCGACACGGGAGGGCAUGGCAGCCACUGCAGGGAGAUGCCCUGGCCUGGCUGACAAUGGCUGUUGAGGAACUCUCUCUGCAGACAUGGCCAGAGUGACCAGAAGGGAAGGACGGUGAAGGUUGUGGAAUAUUUCAGGGAUAAAAGCCGAGAGGAGAAGGCACAUACAACAAAGCCUUGUGGGCCGGUGACACACACACAGGUGCUCCUGCAGGCGCGUGCCUCUUGGAGGAAUGCGAGUGGGUGGCCCGACUGGACACACUGUUGUACCUGGUACUGCACUGACCAAGUGAUUUGGUCACUUUUUCACUAGUUACAGUGAGAAAAAUUAAUAGUUGCACUCUGGUCUUGGUGGUGGUGGUGGCAGGAGGGGACAUGACACCGACCGGUUUCACAGCAUUGCACCUGGUACGGAGCUUGUGUGCCAACUUCACAGGGCUGGUGUCUCAGAAUUAGCUCUUCCUCCCUGUAAGAUGGGGACAGUCAGAGCACGCGCUCAACUGCUCACUAACACCAUAUCUGGGAGUUUUCUUUGUAGUGUUUUAGGAAAAAAAUGA
Messenger RNA from Castor canadensis (American beaver), 3995 nucleotides. RefSeq names its product staufen double-stranded RNA binding protein 1 (gene Stau1). Lineage: Eukaryota; Metazoa; Chordata; Mammalia; Rodentia; Castoridae. Gene Ontology annotation, biological process: germ cell development; anterograde dendritic transport of messenger ribonucleoprotein complex; protein localization to synapse. Gene Ontology annotation, cellular component: plasma membrane; neuron projection; neuronal cell body. Gene Ontology annotation, molecular function: mRNA binding; double-stranded RNA binding. The record is from RefSeq and is a predicted model, not a curated record.